Linepithema humile (Argentine ant) is the source of this 6200-nucleotide messenger RNA. It is a transcript of the gene shg, whose product is annotated as shotgun. Gene Ontology annotation, biological process: adherens junction organization; calcium-dependent cell-cell adhesion; multicellular organism development. The record is from RefSeq and is a predicted model, not a curated record. Gene Ontology annotation, molecular function: calcium ion binding; cadherin binding. Gene Ontology annotation, cellular component: plasma membrane; catenin complex; adherens junction. NCBI's taxonomy places the organism in Eukaryota, Metazoa, Arthropoda, Insecta, Hymenoptera, Formicidae.
ACAGAUUAAAAUCCACAUUGAUCACGUCCAUCGAGGCUUUAUCGCGGCGAUGUGUGAUGUGGGACACACGUAUGCGCGAUACAUGACUAUUAAUUCGUGCCGAAUUUGCAUCCGUUUCAAUACAGCCGGGAUAUUGACUCGUGCCGGAGGCUUUUGCUAGCUUUCACUACACAGCCAAGGUUGAGAACAGAAAUCGGGCACGGUAUAUUGGUCGCGCGUUCCUGGUGAAGAUCAACAAGUAGUAUGAACUGGUGGGAGAGAUCUCUGUUGUGUUUCCCGGAGAGGGGCUUGCUGGUGCGGCCUGGCGCGGGUAGAGAGCGAGGUCGGAUGAGUGGGGGUGCAUACGGCACGGCGCUGUACGGGCGGAGGGGGAGAAUUCCAGUCAGGCAAGCGAGUGAGAGCGAGCGGAGAGGGCGAAGUGUACGCGUUCUCUCGUAGCGUUCUCAGUCGGGUAGGCGCGUUUGCACGGCGUCGUUGGUAUAUACGGGCGUAUCGUGUCCUUGUUUGCGGGACGGCGCGCUCGGUGCAUUGACGGUGAAAUAUCGGCGCGAGUGUGACGUGUGUCUCUGGCUCGUUUUGUUUGAUUUUCGCGAGAACGUCGGAAGAAAAAUCAAAAGAAAAACACGAUGAGAGGCGUGUGUGUAAGUGGUGUAUAGUGAUCGUUGAAACUGAUCGCGCGUAGCAGAGUGAGAGCAGCCAUCGGUUUCGCAAGAGGAGGACAAUAGAGGAGGACUGCUGGUUCGCGGAAACGAAAACCGUUUGAGAGUGAAGACGACGGGACGACGGGGACCGUUGACGAUGAUCGAGAAAUAUGUCGGACGGCCCGGGGCGAGGCCCCGGUUUCUCCUCAUGCAACCUGUCUUCGUCAUCGCUGCCUAUUUGCUGCUCCACGGAACUCUUGCGACUGCAACGAGAUUGAGGCACUCGAGACACCUGGACGUGAGAUCGCAGUAUCAGGGCGAGGAGGUAUUAACGUCCAAUGGAAAUCACAACCACAAGCCGCUGUUCUCCAACUGCUCGAAUUAUGCGCCCGUGGUAAAGGAGGAGGAACCGGCUGGCACAGUGGUGAUCCAGGUGCAAGCCGAAGAUAGAGAUCCUGAGGACGAAGGAGGUACCAUUACGUACAGUUUCGUGACUGCUCCCGACGAGAAGCUGAAAUUCGAGAUCAAUAAUAAGACAGGUCUCAUCAGGACGACUCAGAUGCUCGAUAGGGACGAGCCCGCCAGAGAGAAAGAGGCUUACCUCACGGUACUCGCGACCGACAAUGGAAGGCCGCAGCUGGAUGACGUGUGCACAUUUAAGGUCACUAUCGAAGAUGUCAACGACAAUUCGCCCGUCUUCGAUAAAGUGGCAUAUACGGAAUCUGUGCCGCAAGAUUUACCCAUCGGCCGCGAAGUCAUGAGAGUUUCCGCAACCGAUAUCGACGAUGGCAACAAUUCCGUCGUACGAUAUAAGCUGUCACCUAAGAGACAGGAUGAUGGUGUAUACUUUCGGAUCGACCACGAGACCGGUGUCAUAUUCCUCAACAAAGUUAUAGACCGGAGUCCAGAUUAUAAAUUCAGUAUGACGGCCACCGCUAAUGAUCUUGGCGAAUAUCCAAAACCCCAAUUCAGUGUCAUUGAUCUUGACAUACGGGUUGUUGAAUCGCAUAAGAAAGCGCCAGCUUUUAUACCGAGGUCAAUGGAGCCAAUUAAACUGAAGGAGAAUUUCAACGAUUUUGAUGCCAGCAUUAUCAGUUUAAAAGCAGUUUCCAACAUUGACAACUCAACUAAUUCAGACAAUUCGUAUCUACUCUUUGAGCUUGUUCCUGGUAGAACGGAACAGACCAACAAGGGGAACACUUUCAGAUUGGAAUCCAACAAGGACACAGCGGAUAUCAAGCUCUCUCACACCCUGGAUUACGAAAGUAACACCCAGUAUUCGUUAAUAGUACGAGUACAAAAUAAGUAUCAGUUGGCCGCCGAAACGGUAGUCGAUAUCGAAGUUCUCGAUGUAAAUGACAACAUUCCAGUCUUCCGUGAUAUUAAAAAAGGAAGCGUGUUAGAGAACGAAGACCCAGGAGUUCCUGUGAUGCAGGUGCGAGCAAUCGACGCUGAUGGAACGUCCGCCAAUAAUCAGGUCAGCUACGAGUUGGAUAACUUUAAGGACCUCUUCAAAAUCGAUUCCCGAACUGGCAAUAUUACGACAUUAGUGACGUUCGAUAGAGAGAAGGAGGACACAUACAACGUCAAAGUAAUAGCAACGGAUAAUUCUCCGAGUGCUUUGUUCAAAACUGGCGAACACAAUAAAGGGCAACAGGUGUUCCGAAUCGAAAUUGCCGAUAAGAAUGACAAUGCACCUAACUUCACUCGAAAGGUGUACACCCAUAAUUCGAUUUAUGAGAACGCAAAUAUUAAUGCGCCCGUGACUGAAGUCAAGGCCAUGGAUGCCGAUACAGCAAGUCCUGUCACGUACAGAAUCAUAUCGGGGAACAGCGAAGAUAGUUUCUACAUCGAAGGCACAACGGGAAAGAUUCGCGUGAAAAAUUCGUUGGAUUAUGAAAAGAUCACCAAAUAUAAUUUGACUGUAUUAGCGUACGACGGUGUGUACAACGAUACGGCGCAAGUUGAGAUUUUUAUCGAAAAUGUUAACGACAAUCCUCCACUUUUCGGACAGUUCGAGAAAAAUCCGGAAAUAGAUGAAGAAACAUUAGUAGAUGGCUGUAUCACCACUGUGAACGCUUACGAUCCGGAUAUCGAAGAUAGGAGUGCCGACCAGCAUAUCUCCUACUUUAUCGUUAAAGACGAUCAACUACCUUUUAUAAUGAUCGACAAAUCUGGUUGUAUGAAGUUGAAGAAGCCAUUAGAUCGCGAUCCGCCGAAUGGUUAUUCAAUGUGGACUAUUAUCGUAAUGGCAAGAGACGAAGACGGGUCGACCACCGCUUUACAAAGUUUGGUAAUGGUUAACAUCACUCUCCAUGAUAUAAAUGACAACGCACCAUUUCUCGAUAUGCCUUACCCCGUUAUUUGGGGUGAAAACAAGGAUCCUAACAAAGUAACUAAGAUAACCGAGCUGAAGGCACGAGAUUACGAUUCUGAGAAAAAUGGACCACCAUUCAAAUUCCGAAUUGACGAUAGCGCGGAUGAUGAAAUUCUAUCCAAGUUCGAGAUCCGCGAAAUGAAUCUCCAUGCGCGAGUAAAAUUUGAUCGGGAAGAGCAGAAAAGCUACGAUAUACCGAUAGCGAUUACGGAUAGCGGCAUGCCACCAAUGACUGGUACUUCAACACUCACUGUGAUUAUUGGCGACGAAAAUGACAAUGCCAUGCAGGAGGGUUCGAGUUCUAUAUUCGUUUACAAUUACAAAGGAGAAGCUCCUAAUACAGAAAUUGGACGCGUUUAUGUUAAUGAUCCGGAUGAUUGGGACCUGCCAGAUAAAUCUUUCGACUGGGCUCCUCAUGUUUAUCAUAAUGAAUUUUAUCUAAAUGCUAGUAACGGCAUGAUCACUUUACUGUCGGGCACAUCAAAUGGCACCUUCGCAUUGAAGUUUAUCGUUACUGAAAAAGCCUAUCUUAUCGAUUCGCAUCAGGUAUACGCGUACGUGAACGUCACCGUUAAGGAACUUCCAGAAGAGGCUGUGGAGAAAUCCGGUUCCGUGCGAUUUUAUGGAAUAACUGCGGAACAGUUCGUAGAACCCGAUGAGUCUGGCAUUAGUAAGAAGGAAAUAUUCCAAGAGAAAUUUGCUUCCAUGCUAAACACAUCGGUCGAAAAUAUCGAUGUGUUCACUGUGCUUUAUUCACCUCAUUACAACAAUAAAAGUUUGCUCGAUGUCCGAUUUUCGGCACACGGCAGUCCGUAUUACGCUCCCGAGAAGCUAAAUACCAUUUUAGCGCAACAUUCGAAGGAAAUCGAAAAAGCGAUAAAGGCGGAUAUUCUAAUGGUGAACAUUGACGAGUGUCUAUUCGAGAAGAUUCAUUGUAACAAUUCGUGCCGUAAUUUCUUGAAUACCAGUACUGUUCCAUAUCCCGUUUAUACCAAUACCAGCUCGUUUGUCAGUGUUAGAGCGGUUAUAGAUCCGCAGUGUACCUGCACCGUAGCGGAACCUAUCGUCUGUUUGAACGGUGGUACACCUCUUGGAGAACGAUGCGAAUGUCCGCCUGGUUUAGAAGGACCGAGAUGCGAACUAUUGGGUAUCGGUUUUCACGGAGACGGCUGGGCUAUUAUGCCGUCGCCCGGUCAAGCUUGUGACGAGUCACAUUUGGGGUUGGAAAUAACGCCAUACGUGGACAAUGGGCUAGUAUUUUAUUUCGGUCCUAUAAAUUACAAUCCUAAACUUGGAAUUCAAGAUUUUAUGGCUUUAGAACUUCAGCAAGGCUUUGCUGUGUUAUAUAUCGAUUAUGGAACGGGAACUGUAAGAUUAGAUCAGAAACAAAUCAAAUUAACAGACGGCAAGAGUCACAGAAUAGACGUUUUUUGGAAGAAAACUUCUAUAGAGAUGCAGGUCGAUAAGUGCACCAUAUCCGCUUGCAUGAGUCUCACCGCACCGCAAGGAACCAAUGAAUUUUUAAAUGUUAACGGCCCGAUGCAAAUCGGUGGUACAUUGAGCAAUUUAGCGCACUUGUCGUCACAUUUAGGCUGGGAUCAUAAACCAACUAGUAAAGGAUUUGUCGGCUGUAUACGCAACAUGACAUUCAAUGGAAACACGUACAAUUUGGGUAUGCCAUCGCUAUCUAGAAAUGCAGAUCCCGGUUGCAAUCACGGCAUGGCGAAAGCCAUCUCAUUCGGCAUUGAUACGAACUUCAUAGUAGCCAUAUUAGUAUGCGUGCUAAUAUUGUUAAUAUUACUCGUGGCGGUAGUUGUUCAUAGAAGGAAAACGGACGAUUUGUAUAAGGAUAUGGAUGACAUUAGGGAAAAUAUUAUUAAUUACGAGGAUGAAGGAGGCGGUGAGGUUGAUACAGGAUACGACUUAAAUGUGUUGAGGGCUAUUUACGAUGCACCACCUAUCGAUUCGAAGAUAGCUCCGGUUGGCCUGCAGGGUCGAGGAGCCGAUGAAGUUCCAGACAUUUGUGGUUUCCUAGAUGGUAAGAAAGAAAGCUGCGACAAAGAUCCCGAUACAAAUCCAUUCGAUGAUGUAAGGCACUACGCUUACGAGGGAGAGGGCAAUUCGGAAGGCGAUUUAUCGUCGUUAGCAUCCUGUACUGACGAUGGAGAUCUAAAGUUCAAUUAUCUGUCGAAUUUUGGGCCAAGAUUCAGAAAGUUGGCAGAUAUGUAUGGAGAAGACCCAAGUGACGAAGAAAGUGACGGAGUCGGUGAACGAGAGAGUGAAAGUUGGUGUUGAGUUUUCUUAGCUGAUAACUCCGUAGAUAUAAAAUUUUAACGCAGAAGACGCACGUAGCUUGCAGAUUCGCUCUAGCUCGUGUGAUCCACGUAACCAUAAGGACAGGACAUACAUGCCGCAGGAUUUGCAUCACGCAGAUCUACGCGUUUCUACAGCCUUAAGUUCCAAUAAUGGGAAAGAAAGGAGGCUUUACUGUACUUAAGCGGCAAUCGUGGUCUCAUUCAUCGCUUCAGUAGUUCAUCAGACGAAGAGAUGAAGAGCGUUUAAUACGCCAUCCUAUCAAUGCGACGUGUAAUUACAAGCGUGAUUUAUUGGCAAACGGAAUAAACUUUAUCGUGAGUGACUAUAUAGACGCAAUAUAAAUUCCGUUUGCUCGCGAAAGUGACACGUAUCUCAUAUUGAUCCUUAAAAUGAAUUUUUAUAUCGUGUCGAUAAAACUUAGCGCUUUAUGUUAUAAUUUUACACUAGAAGUGAUAUAUGUGUAUAAGUGGGGCGAGAGAAAAUAGUGCGUUCACUGUACGUUGCGCGGAUAUGAACAUUAAAAGUUCUCGAUUAUCGUGUUCUCGUUGUAUGUAUUUCGACGAGUUGUUGGACAAUCGACAUUUUCAUGCACGGUUUUUUUUUUCAUUUUGGAUGUAAUUAUUUGAAUAUAAUUGUGACGUAUUGCAAUUUGACAUUUAUAAUAAACAAUGCCGUAUGAGUUAAAAGUAUCAAAAUAGAUUCUGCAAUAUAAAUGUUGUAUUAUGUAAAUAAUUUAAUGCUUCGUCGACUACGUCCUGUUCGAUGACUGAAUCAUUAUUGUUGAUUAACAGUAAAUGAUGUACGGAGAUAUUCUCGAGAUUUGUUAAGAUUUUCAAAAUAAAAGACAGAGAACUCGCAUAAGUUGA